CCUCUUCAUGGAUUAUAUAAGUUAGUCAGCGUGUAUGUUUUAGUAUUGAGCAGAUCUUGUAUUUACAGAUGGCCCAGCGACUGACAUUCCGUCGUCGUCUCUCCUACAACACAAAGUCCAACCGCCGGAAGGUAUCAAAAACACCAGGUGGUAAAUUGGUAUAUCUGUACAAGAAGAAACUUGGAAAAAUACCAGUUUGUGGAGAAUGCAAGAUCAAAUUGCAUGGGAUUACUCCAGCCCGCCCCAAGAAGCUGAUGUCCAUGUCUAAACGUUUGAAGACUGUUAGUAGGACAUAUGGAGGCUCCAGGUGUCAUCAGUGUGUGCGAUCCAGAAUUGUCCGAGCUUUUCUCAUUGAGGAACAGAAGAUCGUUGUGAGAGUGUUGAAGGCACAAGAAGCAGCCAGCAAGGCGAAAUAAAUAUGGGCUAUAAAUAAAUGUUACCAGUAACGGGA
Messenger RNA from Liolophura sinensis, 451 nucleotides. Its product is annotated as large ribosomal subunit protein eL34-like. Gene Ontology annotation, biological process: translation. Gene Ontology annotation, molecular function: structural constituent of ribosome. The transcript is spliced from 5 exons. Gene Ontology annotation, cellular component: ribosome. The record is from RefSeq and is a predicted model, not a curated record. Lineage: Eukaryota; Metazoa; Mollusca; Polyplacophora; Chitonida; Chitonidae. Bases 69 to 416 code for a protein of 115 amino acids.